UUCAUCAAGCAAGCGUCAAAUAUUGGAAGUAGAAAUACUUACUUAAACUUUUUAAGUAUUUAGAUAGCUUUUAAUUAACAGCUAAGUUAAUGUGACUAGUGUUAGUGGUUCGUGCCUCCUAUUUGAUUAUUAGAACAUGUUCAGUAUUACAUGACAUUUACUGUAUUACCACUAGUCAAGUCAAACUGAAUAGUUUAAUAUGAAUUCAAAAUUCCUUUUAGGUUAUAUACUUUUCUUUUCAUGUAUGUUUGUUACCGAUGUUUACACCGAUUGUGUCAGUUCGGAAGCAUAUAAUUUUAGUUCCGCACAACUUCAGGUCAUUGUUGAUAGAUUUUCAAAAUGCUCAGAAAAUAAGAUAUUGAAGAAACAGACUUACAACUGUCUAUUGAGUGAACAAGAAGAAUCUCUCAAGAGCAAUUUGGCGCAGACUCGAACCAAACCCACUCAAAGUGAAGUAUGGGGUCUUGGACUGAUGUUUGUAACUGCUAUCAGCUUAUGUUCUCUACUCGGAGUCAGUGUUCUGCCACUCAUGCAGAAGGCUUUCUACAAGCAGAUGUUAACAGCUCUCAUAGGUCUGGCUGUAGGCUCCCUCACCUCCAGUUCGCUGUUCCACCUUAUCCCACAGGCUUUGAACCUGAUGGAUGGGGACGUGGGGCACAGUUAUUUGAGGAUAUCUCUCAUGAUGUGGUCUGGAAUUUGGGUCUUCUUCAUGAUUGAACGAAUCAUGAAAGUCAUCAAUGAUGAGCGAGCUAGACGCAGCAAGAAGGAGCCCGGUAGCACUGCUUUACGUAGCCCUGAUCUCCCAUCAGACAAUCCCAUCUACGAGUGCCAAGAGCAAGCCAUCAAAGCUUCAUUUGGUCAUCAACAGAAACCAAAACAUUGCCACGGUACAGAUCAUGUGCUGGGCUUCCAAAAGAACUCAGACAAUGUGAUCGCUACAGUCGCGUGGAUGGUUAUAUUUGGAGAUGGAAUACACAACUUCAUUGAUGGACUGUCAAUCGGAGCUGCGUUCAAUGAGAGCAUACUAACCGGGAUCAGUAUCAGCGUAGCUGUCAUGUGUGAAGAGUUUCCUCACGAGUUGGGUGAUUUUGCUGUGCUUCUCAACGCUGGCAUGACUAUGCGUCAGGCCUUGCUUUACAACUUCCUGUCAGCCUGCACCUGCUAUCUUGGUCUCUUCGUAGGAAUUCUGUUGGGAGAAGUCGAAGCCAGUGUCUAUAUAUUCGGCUUUGCAGCAGGAAUGUUCCUUUAUAUUGCAUUAGUAGAUAUGGUUCCUGAGAUGAAUGAGGUGGCUGAGGAGGCCAGUAAGAAGAGUGUAGGUAGUGCCCUUUGGACCCUGCUAUUGCAGAACCUAGGGAUGGGGACUGGCGUGCUAGUACUUUACCUACUUGCCCGCUACCAAGACUAUAUAGACUUUACAUAGUCCCCAUAGUAACUAGCAUAGUUUACUUUUGUCAUAGACUGUGUACGAUUUAUGUUUUAUAAUUCAAUGAGGUAAUAAUUACUUAUCCUAAGGUAUUAGUAAAAAAUCUCAGUUUUAUAACAUUUGUUUGUAACAUUGUGUAAGGGGUUUUAAAUAGAAUCAAAAAUGGACAAACAGUUGACUUUAAGUCACUGUAGUUUAAAUUUGUAUAGUACGGUUUGUAUUUAACUGUAAACUUGGACUAAUUUAGCUACUCUCAUAAAAAAAAUUAAAAAAGAAAAUAUUGAUAGAAGUUACAGUGUUAAACACUAAGAUAAAACGUUUAAAAUAAUUAAAUAGUUUUGCAUGAAAAAAUUUUAUUUAGUUAAUUGUUAUGUUAGCCUCUUUGUUGUAGUAGUAUUCUUUAUAGUUGUUUUCCCAUAGUAUUUGUUCUUUUAAUUAUGUUAUUUUUAUAGUUUUUGGUUGAAAUAUGUUUAUAUUGGAUUUUAUUACUUUGAUUUGUUUAUCAAUGUUUGAUUACUAAUGCUUGUUAUGUAAUUUAGACAAAAUAUGCUUUUAUAUAAAUUAGGAACUCCCACUAUUAGUUGUUCUUCUAUUAGUUCUUCUUCUAAAAGUUGUACACCUCUCGUAUUCAAACUAGCUUUUUAUCAUUUUUAAAAACUACAUGGUUAAACGGUUUUUUUUUAUUUUUGAGGAGUGGAAUUUUAUUUCAAAUCAUAAAAUAAAAGUUUGGUUCACAUACAGUCAAGAUUUUCAGAUACUCAAAACCUGAUAAUUUUAUAGAUCAGUAAAAAAUAAAAAUCGCCAAAUUAGACAAAUGUUGAUUAUUAAUUUGUUUGUUAGGUAGUCCUAACUAAUGCCAAAUGGCAUUUCUAAACGGUAAAAAAAAAUUAUAGGGCCUAAGCACAUUUCUGCAGAACAGUAUAUUUAAUCUAUAGUUGUCAUCAAUUAAACAUUUGAAAGUUCAUUGCAGAAAACUUUGUUUAUCAAAACAUACUGGUAGAAGUGGUAGUGUUGUUCUAAAUAUGCACUAAAUCAACAAAGCUCUUUUUCCCGAUAAGUAAAUUAUUACAUUCCCAUGAUUGCUUACAAGCACUACGGUAUAUAUUUUAUAAGGUUAGAGAAUGAUAAUCCCAGCUAAAGAAGUGCCAUAUAAAACUGAGAUCCCUGUACUUACUUACUGUGUCUAGUACUUAAGACUGAGCAUUUUACAUAAGACAUAUUUAACUUGCAUUUAGAAAACUUCAGUUCCCCUUCAAUUUAAUCAACAGUAAAUAUUGUAGUAUACAUACAUAUAAUUUGUAAUCGUUCAAAUUAUAAACAAGUUUUUAAGUGUUUAAAGGUUUAUCAGGAAUAUGUUUUUUGGACUCUAGUUUAUUUAACUGUACAAAUUGUAUCUGCUAAAUAUCAGUAUUGACACUAAAAGUAAUUUUGCCCAUACUAGGUAUAUAAACAUAACACCAAUUAGCAAUUACUCGUCAAAGGAUCAGUAAUGUGAAUAGAACAAUGAUUGUUCUUAUAGUACUAAUUAACACCCCACCGAUCAGCCAGUUAUUUGAAACUUUAAAGUUUACCUAACAUUUGACAACUAAAGAAACUUGUAUUAUAAUAAUCAUAAUCAUAAUUUAUUGUCAUUCGGCAUUUACAAUCACGCAAUAAACAUAGUCAGGUACUGUAAUUUUUUCAGACAUAAUUCUUAGGCUUGCUAUAAAUUAUUUAAACUUUACAGUACUAAGCAAGCAGUAGGCCUUAAGAGAUAAUAAACACGCAUGCAAAGACUAAGAAAAGAUAAUUAAGUACAGAACAGUAAAUUUAAUAAUUUAAUUUACAGAAUUAUAAAUAAUAAUAAUUAGGCUACAUAAUAAAUAUUCAACCUUAUCAAAAUAAUAUUAAGUACCGGUAUAGAAUUAAAGAAAAAAUGUGUCUAAUCGCAGAGAAGUAAGAAACAGAAUGGUACACUUAACUGAUGUUUAGCACCAGUGGCUGGUGUCUAGAGCAAAUGGUAUCCGUUGUCCUCUCCUGCUCUCCUUUCCCCCUCGCCAUUACGUACUACAGUACUCACACUGUAGGAAGAUCCUGUGUGCUACAACUGCUGUACAACAAUGCUAUGUGGCCAUCACCAUUCGGGCUCUUACUUGCUCGGUAUAAGUACAUUUCUGCCCCAACAUACCAGAGCUAAAAGUACGGUUGUCCCAUAAGCUUGUAUCCUCUGUAUCUUACUUCUCUGUGGUCUAAUUUUUCAACAGUAUUCAGCAGGAAUUUAGUGUUUCUAAUAACAACAAACUUAAAAUGUUUAUUUACAUUAUAAAUUGUAAAUUUUAGGAAAAUAACUGGAUUUGAAAUAUAAAUAGGGCCAAGAGAUCAUUGCCAAAAUCAAAAUACACAAUUUAAUUUAAGUUUAUGGGGUUUAUCACCUCAACUUUAGUCUAAGAAUGAUGAUUUGUUGUGAAAAAGAUAACAAAUAAUUGAAUACCAUUUAAUACAAUUCCUACAUGAUACAUUAAUUUGUAUGCAUGCCUAACUACUUUAAUUCUCUACUUAAUUAUUCCAUUACAAUUGUUUGUGCCAUUUGUGUGUAAUUUGUACACAACAGGUUUUACUUUACUUGCUGACGAACAAGGAAACAUUUAUGAAUGGCACUUAAUUACUAAAAUAACAAAAAUCAACUCUUUCAUUUAAACAUCAAUGUUAGUUGUGCCACUCAUGAAUACCAAUACAGUAGAUUCCCUCUAAUCCGGACACCUUUUAACCAGACAUCGGUUUAACCGGACAAUUGUUAUCAGCACAUUGGUUUAACCGGACUAGAUCGGCAGGGAGUGGCGUGGUACUGAAACUACUGUUCUCGUGGAAAAUAUUUGAGACCAGUGAUCACGUGUCCAAAUACAAUGCUCUCCUAAAUUUAAGUUGAGAAUAUCACAGUAUAUAAUAUAACUGUAUAUAAUAUAACAGAAUAUAACUGUCCAUUUUAACGAGUUUUUUGGGACGUCGGUUUUACCGGAAAACCCGUUAUCCGGACUGGCCUCGGUCCCGAGGAUUCCGGAUAAGAGGAAGUCUACUGUAUUUACUAAAUAGACAAGAAACACAAUCUGUACUUUUAAUAAGUUGUACAGGUCUUGCUUUAAAAAAAAAACAAGUAGUUUAAAUUAGUAACAGUAUACUCUGUUUGUAGUUAACUACUAGUUUUAUAUAGCAUCUACUCAAAAUAAUUUUUGCCUUAAGCAACCUCGUUUCUAAUCCUGUGUGUUUUUUUCAGUAUUUUUAUUUUGUUUUAGUUUCAACAUUAGUUACUUAAAUAGGUAUUAGGAGUAUGCCAAAGGUAUUCUUCCGAUGUAACUACUGUGAAUCUUUUCCUAUAGCUGUAUCAAAUACUGUUAAAUUAAUUUUAUACAUUAUUGUGAUAGCCAUAUGAUAUUUUUAACUGAAUUAUAUUUCUUGUAAAAUUACAAAUCUACUUAAUUAUAAAUGUAAUAGAUUUUAUUUAUGUAAAAAAAAACAUUUCUUUGUUAAACU
Molecule: messenger RNA, 4930 nt
Organism: Macrosteles quadrilineatus (aster leafhopper)
Lineage: Eukaryota; Metazoa; Arthropoda; Insecta; Hemiptera; Cicadellidae
Product: metal cation symporter ZIP14-like
Exons: 8
Coding region: 200-1420 (406 amino acids)
Biological process (GO): zinc ion import across plasma membrane; intracellular zinc ion homeostasis
Cellular component (GO): membrane
Molecular function (GO): zinc ion transmembrane transporter activity
Source: RefSeq, a predicted model, not a curated record